AUGACUGGCCGUAUCAUAUACUUCAUCCACUGCCCGACUCACAGCGUGAUAUGUGCUGUUCUUACCAAGACGGGCAUCUUCCCUCAUAUCAUGCGACUGGUCAGCACAGGCACGCGGCACAUUAGCAGCAUCUGCGGCAAGCAGUUCACGGCUAUGAAGGUGGAUCACAAUAAGUCCGAGGACACCGAGCGUGCAUUACUUCGGCUUGAGGCGUGGUGGGUUUUCCCGAUGCCAGAGGCAGGCACGCUCUCCGCAGGGGCGUUGCCCUUGGAAGUGAUCGCAGGGUUUGCUGCUCUGCCGGCGCCGCCGGCGCGUCAAAUUAUAGGGCGCCGGCAUUUCUGGCAUCUCUUCGCCAUCGCGGUUUUAGCUCUGGCGCUGCGGGCAUCGGCAUUACCGUCACAGGCGCCGCCCAUGGUAGAGCGCAGGCGCCUCCAGCGUGCCAAACACGAAGGAAGGCGGCUCGUCCCCCUCAAGGGCGGCGCGGCUCGGCUGGCGAGCCUCGGAGGUGCUGUGGACAUGGGGAAUGCGAUGGACGCAUGCAACGCUGGGGACCGCGGCGCCGUUGCGGCCCCGAAGUCCGUGCUCUCCGGCUGCGCCAAGUGCAAGGGCGAGGGCUCCGACGACGAGGGAGGCCCCAGGUCCAAGGGUCCGCAGUCGCGCGAUCGCAAGGAUCUCAAGGGCUGCAAGAAGCCGCUGCUGAGGGAGGCGAAGGUUUCCCCCGUCUUCGACGGCGGCAUGACUACGCUCAUGGUGGCCGCGCAGACCGGGUCCCUCGAGAACGUCAAGCGUCUCGUAGGCGAAGGCGCCGACGUGAACGCCCGUGACCCUGUCAUCGGAUGGUCAGCGCUGCACUGGGCCGCGAAGGAGCGCCACGCCGGGAUCUGCGCGGAGCUGCUCCGGAGCGGCGCAGACAUCGCGCUCGCCAACACAGACGGCAAGACGCCCGUGCAGGUUGCUGCCGAGCAGGACGCCAGUUUUGCGAAGAAGCUGGAGGUGAUGGGGAUGGAGCACCAGAUGGCUGCGGCGGCCGCGAUCGGUGACAUCUUCGCCUGA
Molecule: messenger RNA, 1053 nt
Organism: Prorocentrum cordatum
Lineage: Eukaryota; Dinophyceae; Prorocentrales; Prorocentraceae
Source: the annotation of a GenBank genome assembly